Messenger RNA from Daucus carota subsp. sativus, 2715 nucleotides. RefSeq lists its product as uncharacterized. Lineage: Eukaryota; Viridiplantae; Streptophyta; Magnoliopsida; Apiales; Apiaceae. The transcript is spliced from 7 exons. Bases 1 to 2715 code for a protein of 904 amino acids. The record is from RefSeq and is a predicted model, not a curated record.
AUGGACAGGUCUUGGUUGGUGGCUGAUAGAAGAACAAAGGAAUUUCAAAGAGGAGUAGAUGAAUUAUUGUUAUUUGCAUUUGAGAACGACUAUGAUGAAAAAAAAAUCAGUUGUCCAUGUUUAAAAUGCGCACAUAGCAAGUCCUGGAAAGCUCAAACAGUGAGGUGCCACCUUUUUCAACAUGGUAUAGAUCAGACCUACACGCGUUGGAUAUGGCAUGGGGAGUUAAAUACCGAAAGCAAGUCUCCUGCAGAAGACAUAGCUAGUUCAGAGUCUGUGAACCAAAUCCCGAUGAAAACAGAAAAUGAUGAUAUUGAUGAUGAUAUUUCUCUUGAUUCCGCUGAUGUAUUUAACCAUGUUCAAUCUGAACAUGAACCACUAUAUCCGGGGUGUGAAGGAUUUACAAAGAUGAAGGCUUUGGUAAAGUUAUAUAACUUGAAAGCAAGAUACCAAGUAUCAUAUGGUUGCUUCUCUGAACUUCUACUGUUGGUUGGUUCCAUGCUCCCGGAAGGCAACACUUUCCCAUCUUCAUUUAGUGAAGCUAAAAAAAGCUGGUGCACUUUAGGAAUGGAGUAUGAAAAAAUUCAUGUAUGUCCAAAUGAUUGCUUAUUAUAUCAUGGAGAAAUGGAUGAAGAUGAGACAAGCUGUCGUAUUUGUCAAGCCUCUAGAUGGAAGUUGAACAAAAAAGAAGAAGAAUUGGAAGGGGUUCCAGCAAUGAUUUUAUGGUAUUUUCCGUUGAUACCACGUUUGAGGACUUUAUUCAAUUCUCCACAAACAGCCAAGGACUUGACUUGGCAUGACACGGAGAGAAUAAAUGAUGGUAAAUUGAGACAUCCAGCGGAUUCAAAAACAUGGAAGGAAGUCGACAGUAAGUGGCCAGAUUUUUCUUCAGAUUCUAGAAACCUCCGCUUGGCUUUGUCCUCAGAUGGAUUCAAUCCCUUUUACAGCACAAAUAUUGAUUAUUCAUGUUGGCCAGUUUUAAUGUCAAUCUACAAUCUCCCACCCUGGCUUUGUAUGAAGAGGAAGUAUAUUAUGCUAUGUUUAUUGAUAUCCGGGCCAAAGGAACCUGGCAAUGAUAUUGAUGUGUUCCUUCAGCCGCUCAUUGAAGAUUUACAAAAGUUAUGGACCGGAAAACAAGUUUAUGACGCAUACAAGAGGGAGUACUUUUUGUUGCGAGGGAACAUUGUAAAAGCGUAUAAUGCGUGUCCUGUUUGCGUUGAUGGAACAAAAGCAACGAGGCUGGCUAAUUACCAUAAGUGCGGCGUGGUCAUGAGGCAUCGGAGGUGGUUGCCCCGUUCACAUCCAUAUCGCAGGAAGAAAGAAGACUUUGAUAACACAGUGGAAAAGGAAACUGCCCCAAUUCCAUUAACCGGAGAGGAGGUGCUUGAAAGAACAAAACAUUUGAAGUGUCAUGUCUUUGGUAAGACACAACGCCAACCUCGAUUCAAAAAAGGUGAUGUUCGACCUAUUUUUGAGAAGGUUUCUAUAUUUUUUGAACUUGAGUAUUGGAAGUUUUUGCCGGUUAGACAUGUUCUCGAUGUGAUGCACAUCGAGAAAAAUAUUUGCGAAGCUUUACUUGGUACUAUGCUUAAUAUACCCACGAAGACAAAAGACAAGGAAUCUGUCCGGCUAGACAUGGCUGAAAUGGGGAUAAAAACGGAGCUAAGACCAAAAACUCCCGGGAAAAAGGAGAAGUUACCAUUGGCAUCUUGGAAUUUAACUCAUUCAGAAAAAAAUAAAGUUAUUGAGGUUGAUAAGUUGGAGAAAAUGCAAUCCCAGCUGGUGGAAACUUUAUGCCAACUUGAAAAAUACUUCCCUCCUUCCUUGUUUGAUGUUAUGUUUCAUCUCUCGGUCCAUCUUGUACGAGAAGUAGAGCUUUGUUGCAUUGCUGAGGCCUAUGUUGCAGAAGAAGCUGUUGAGUGUUUGGUGAACCAUGAGGAAGCGACUGUUGGGUUACCAAAAAAUGGUAGGCAUAGGAAGGAUGUUGUUUGUAGGCCAUUAUCUGGUGCAUCAGUUAUAACUCCGAGCUACAAUGAUUUGCAUUUAGCCCAUUUAUGUGUUUUACAAAAUACGGCUACGAUUAGGCCAUAUUUUAAGGAACACAUGUGUUUUUUGAUGACCAAAUAUCCAGCAAAUGAAAAUAAUGAAAUGUGGCUAAAGAAUAAGCAAAAUGAUACAUUCCCAGAAUGGUUCAAAGAAAAGAUUGCUUCAGAUUUGCUUGACGAAAAGGAGAUAUCAAAAGAAAUAAGACGGAUCGCAGAUGGGCCCAAUAAGGAUGUCCCUACAUUCAAUGGUUACAAAAUGGAUGGGAUUACCUUUAGCACCAAAGAUCGUGAUGAUGCACGUAAUGUUCAAUGCAGUGGCGUGUGUGUACAAGCUGAUACCAUGAUUGAUAUGAACAAAUGGACUAAGGUAGAUGACUUGGGUUAUACAUUGGUUAAUUUGAAUAAGUUGGGGUUUUUUAAUGAUCCAUUUGUGUUGGCAAAACACGUUAAGCAAGUAUGUUACAUAGAUGAUCCUCUUGAUAAACUAUGGUCCGUGGUGUUGAAAUUACCCGAGAAAAACUAUUAUGAGGACAAUGAUGAAGAAAAUGAGGGAUCCGUGGAAGUAGAACUUGAGAAUGAGUGCUUUGUGCCGAAUUUCCCGGAUGUUGAUUUAGACGAGGACACAACUAGUUACAUGCGAGAUGUAGAUGAACUAAUUCAACUUUCAUGA